AGUAGUCUUUGGUUGUGAAAAACACAAAAUGAACCCAAAGUUAAUUUUUGGUAUUGUGGUUGUUAUAUUUUGUUUAGUUAAUGCUUGCAGUGCGAAUCAGGAUGAAAAAAAUUCAAAUAAUAAAACGGAAUUCCAAGUUAUUGGAAGACAGUUGGUUGAACAAGGUCGUACGCUUGUCCAUCACGCCUUCAAACGGUUCAUGAUCAUCUUACCCGCUAUAUUUUUCAAGUUAGGAAUUGCGUUUACGUUACUUAUCCUCGUUGCUUUAGCCGCUGUUAACAACGGUGUCAUCGGCUUUAUGCUUCUUGUAGUAGGACUCAGCAGUGUUCUUGCACGUUUGCAAGAAUCGAGAAGACCUGCUGCCGUUCCAGUGUCAUACAUCAGCCCUCUUCCUCCUUACCAUCAUCACGAAGUAUGGGACAGGAGUGACGUGACUGGAAGCAGAAAUGAGGAUGCCAAUAAAGCGACUUCUUAUUAUAACAGUUAUGCUGGACAAGGUGUUCAGUAUAACCCAGCUGUGGCCAGUUAUUACGCCAAAUAUGCGAAUGCAAAAGUUUAAAAGUUUUAUUUGUUAAAAUUAGUUUUGUUUCAAUGUUAUUUAUUGUGUAUACGUAUUUAUGUUACCUACUAAUUAUUAUUUAAUAUGCUUAAUUAAACGUUCUUUUUUUAUAAA
This is a messenger RNA of Tribolium madens (black flour beetle), 673 nucleotides long. RefSeq lists its product as uncharacterized. The record is from RefSeq and is a predicted model, not a curated record. Bases 29 to 559 code for a protein of 176 amino acids. The transcript is spliced from 2 exons. NCBI's taxonomy places the organism in Eukaryota, Metazoa, Arthropoda, Insecta, Coleoptera, Tenebrionidae.